UCCACAGAGCGAGUUAGAAUUUCAGUUCUUCUCGAUCUCCUUCUCCUUCUCCUCUUGUCUUCUUCAGAAAGAAAGAAAGAAGAAGAAAGCAAAACCCUAACCCUAACCCUAAGAUGUCGUUGAAGGGCGGCGCUGGAUCUUCGCGGGAGGAGCUGAAGAAGAUCUUCAACAAGUUCGACAAGAACGGCGACGGCAGGAUCUGCUGCGACGAGCUCCGGGAGAUCUUCCGUGAGCUCGGCUCCGAAACGACGUCGGAGGAGGUCAAGACCAUAAUGGCCGAGUUCGACAAGGACGGCGACGGCCGCAUUGAUCUCGACGAGUUCGCCGAGGUUCUCAACGGCGGAUCCACCAAGGAUCUCCGCGACGCGUUUGAUCUCUACGACCUCGACAAGAACGGCCGCAUCUCCGCGAAGGAACUGCACGAGGUUCUCAAGCGAUUGGGCCAGAAGUGCUCGCUCAAGGACUGCGCGAAGAUGAUCGGCUCCGUCGACGCCGACGGCGAUGGCCACGUCAACUUCGAGGAAUUCAAGAAGAUGAUGAAGAAACCGUAACUGAAAACCGUAAGGUUCCGUUGUUAAAAAAGCAAGUCAAUUAGAUAGUUGAGAUUAGAACCAGUUUGGUUUGAAAUUUCAUGACGUACUACUAGUUAAUCUGGAUUAGGUGUAAAAUUGUUUCCGAUUAACCUACUUGUUUCUUUAUCAUUGUUA
Rosa rugosa (rugosa rose) is the source of this 707-nucleotide messenger RNA. RefSeq names its product probable calcium-binding protein CML23. Lineage: Eukaryota; Viridiplantae; Streptophyta; Magnoliopsida; Rosales; Rosaceae. The record is from RefSeq and is a predicted model, not a curated record. The transcript has a single exon. Gene Ontology annotation, molecular function: calcium ion binding. Bases 114 to 551 code for a protein of 145 amino acids.